UUCGUUUAUGCAUGAGACAGUUUCCAAAUAUAUAGAAGAAAAUGUUUAAAUCAUUUUCAAGCAAAGUAUUAAAAAGCAACAAGGUCCAUCAGAUUUUGCUUAAGAGAAAAAAAAGCAAUAAUAUACCCAUAGUGAUAAAUGGGAAGUCUGUUUCUGUACCUUCAUAUUAUACGAUAAUGCAAGCCCUGCGCAGAGAAAAUCUGACAAUACCUUCAUUUUGUUACCACGAACGCUUGUCUAUAGCCGGGAACUGUCGAAUGUGUCUUGUGGAGAUAGAGGGUUGGAACAAACCACAAAUUGCUUGCGCUGUGAAUGUCGGCAAGGGCAUGAAGAUCCGCACAAACUCUGAAAUGACCGGUAAAGCGCAAGAAGCUGUUCUAGAGUUUAUAUUGGUAGACCAUCCUUUAGAUUGCCCCAUAUGCGACCAGGGGGGCGAGUGUGACCUACAAGAUUUGUCUGUGAGAUUUGGCAAUGAUCGUUCCCGGUUUACCGACAUUCAUUUCGAAGGAAAAAGAGCGGUAGAAAACAAAACUUUAAGUCCACUUAUUCGAGCGGAAAUGAAUCGAUGCAUUCACUGCACGAGAUGCAUCCGCUUCGGUUCACAAGUAUGUGGUCUCGAUAUCUUAGGGUCUACGGGGCGCGGUCACGACAUGCUCAUUGGAACUUUUGUUCCGAAACUAUUUUUAUCUGAACUUUCUGGGAAUAUUAUUGACUUAUGUCCUGUGGGUGCUCUUACGAACAUACCUUAUAAAUUCAAAGCCAGGCAUUGGGAACUCAAGAAAGCUAAUUCAAUUGACGUCACAGACGCUACAGGUACUAACAUAAUAAUAAAUUAUAGAUUUGACCGAGUGCUCCGCGUCUUGCCCAGAGAACAUGAUGAAAUCAAUCAGGAAUGGGUGUCUGAUAAGGGCAGAUGGGCAAUAGACUCGCUCGAGAUGCAGAGGUUGGUGACACCUAUGAAACGUGUGGGAACGUGCUGCUGUCCUCUCGAGUGGAAUGCUGCUCUUGAUACAGCAAGUGAAAUGAUUAGAAAAUGUGCGCCUGAAAAAAUACUGGCUAUAGCAGGACCACAUGCUAGCGUGGAAACUUUGGUAACUUGUAAAGACAUGCUUAACAUGCUGGGGUGUGAGAAUACUUACGUGGAGCGAGAUAUGUCCUACACGACAACUGGUACAGACAUUCGAGCGUCAUAUUCAUUCAAUAUCAAGUUCAAAGAUAUUGCUCAAGCUGAUAAAAUUUUGUUAGUUGGUACUAAUCCUAGAUUUGAAGCACCAAUUUUAAAUAUGUGGAUUAGACAGGCGUAUCGAACUAACGAAGCAGAUAUAUUUGUGGUUGGACCGUGCUGCGACUAUAAUUAUCGUGUUACCUAUUUAGGAGACGACAUCAAGGCGCUACCAAAGGCUGCUGACAUUUUAAAGUGUGCUAAAAGGCCCCUGGUAUUAGUGGGAGUGGCACAAUUGGAAGGUAAUUCGGGUGCUAAGAUUAUGAAAAUGUGUCACAAAAUGACUGAAUCAUUAAAGGCGGGCUAUGGCAUUGUUAACAUCGUAACCAGAGAAGCGAGCUUUGCCGGAGCCUUAGAGGCAGGAUGGAAAACUGGAGCUCUAUGUGCAUUGGAGACAAAAUCCCCAAAAGUUAUUAUAUCCUUAGGAGCUGAUGAAAUUUUCUAUCAAUGGAACCCGCCUUCCGCUUGUAAAAUAAUUUACGUCGGUUUCCAAGGCGAUCGUGGAUCUGAGUUUGCCAAUUUGAUUUUACCAGGAUGUGCAUAUACAGAGGCAGGCGGGCUCUACUUGAAUAUGGAAGGAAGAUCACAGUAUGCCUAUCCUGCCGUCACUCCUCCAGGGAAAGCGAGAGCUGACUGGAAAAUAUUCCGUGCUUUAGCCGAGUCCUGUAACCUUUGCUUAUUUUACUCCGAUCAUCAUUCUCUCUGCACCAGAAUGGCACAAAUCAGCCCUAACUUCGCGAGUUUAGGUAAAUUUCAACCGAAAAUAUUCGGAGACUUUGUAACAAAAUUAAUGGAAAGCGAAUCAGCUGAAUCAAAAGAUGAUGGUAUGUGCGUUGAUAUGCGAACUCUGAAAGACUAUUAUUGUUCCGAUGUUUUCAGUUACAAUUCUCCUACUAUGAUAAAGACUCAGAAAGCGGCAACCAAUUUUGAAAAGUCACCUUAUUACGCUUUGUAGUCCAUUUAAACAUUUUUUAAUUUAUCUAUGCUCUUUAUUUUUAAUUAAAUAUAUGUGCUUUAAUUUGAUCAGCCGUGUUUGAAAUUGGGAAUUAUGUGUUUUAUUUCUUCAUUUUUGCAGUUAUUUAUGGUUCUCGCUUAACUCAGUGUUGUUUUGCAACUAAAUUCCGAGGCUAAGUACACGUAUGUGGCCCUUGGCAUUCCACACCUCCAUCACUCGUAGUUAGUUAAAAUAGUUUGUGUGCGAGUCUCCCUUCCGUGUCGACAAAAUAUUUGGCGAGAACUAUAACAGGCUAUAAUUGAUUAUAGCUGCGUUUUGAUCAGUUAAGUGCCAUUGAAACCUCACCAACUAUUGCUUAGCUCAACCCGUUCAAACUACGAUCUCCGCAGGCGGGUUUAAUUUCAGUUAUAGUUUAUUUUUAAGUCUUCGAGCG
Molecule: messenger RNA, 2610 nt
Organism: Helicoverpa armigera (cotton bollworm)
Lineage: Eukaryota; Metazoa; Arthropoda; Insecta; Lepidoptera; Noctuidae
Product: NADH-ubiquinone oxidoreductase 75 kDa subunit, mitochondrial-like
Exons: 1
Coding region: 42-2177 (711 amino acids)
Biological process (GO): cellular respiration; ATP synthesis coupled electron transport
Cellular component (GO): membrane
Molecular function (GO): iron-sulfur cluster binding; NADH dehydrogenase (ubiquinone) activity
Source: RefSeq, a predicted model, not a curated record